Messenger RNA from Notolabrus celidotus (New Zealand spotty), 7044 nucleotides. It is a transcript of the gene map2, whose product is annotated as microtubule-associated protein 2. The record is from RefSeq and is a predicted model, not a curated record. Gene Ontology annotation, cellular component: neuron projection. Gene Ontology annotation, biological process: microtubule cytoskeleton organization; neuron projection development. The coding region runs from base 467 to 5443 and encodes 1658 amino acids. The transcript has 23 exons. Gene Ontology annotation, molecular function: microtubule binding. NCBI's taxonomy places the organism in Eukaryota, Metazoa, Chordata, Actinopteri, Labriformes, Labridae.
UGCAAAGUCUCCUGCACUGUACCGUAAUUGCAAGAGCACGCCUCACAACGUGUUUGAAUGAUUACUAAAGCCAUUACGGUAACUGCAGGCUGCGGAGCCUCUGUCCGACAGACCCGGAGUUGCACUGAAAGACACUGCGCCGAACAGCCAGGUUUUACAUGAGCAGUGUUGCGGAAUUAGCCUGACAUGACAUCACAACUGAGCAACAGAUCUAGGAACCAUAUCUCUGAGAUAGGUCUUGGAUGUUAUCCUUUCUUCUGAGCCGUGGACAACAUCCCAUCUAGCCAGGUCUGACGAGGCGGCUGUCUUUUAUUUGGCUUAGAGUGAUCUACAGACAGUUGUGAUUUCCACCCUGUGAGAUUCGGAGAGAGGACAGAGUUUUUCCCAGCUUGACUCAUCCUCCAGACCACCGAACCAGACUGACAGAGAGACCCCAUCCCUCCCCCUGCUGCUAGCAAGCACCAGCAUGGCAGACAGUCGGCAGCAAGAAGAUGGUGCCCCCCAAUGGGACCCAUCGGGUGGGCAGGAGCCCACUGGAGCCAAUGGCUUCUCUUCCUCCACCUUCAGGACUUGUCAGCAGCCUGGAGCGACCCACACACCUUACCCCACCAGGGAGAAUGGCUUCAAUGGCGAGCUAACUGGUGCUAAUGCUGUAACUGCAGAGCAAGUGUCAGCACGGAUCGUGCAGGAAGUGACGGCAGAGGCAGUAGCAGUAUUAAAGGGAGAGCAGGAGACUCAAAGGCUGCCAUCAGUUGAAGACACCACAAAUUUGCCUCCCUCUCCUCCCCCCUCACCUGCUGCAGAACACUUUGGUCCUCUGGAACAAGAAGAGACCAUGGAGGCUCUUACAGCCGAAUACGAGGAGGAGGUGGAAGAGGAGGAGGAUGAGGAGGAGGAGAGUGCAGAAGCAGCAGAGUCCGAGACGGCUCUUGAUGAGCAGCAGUGGAGCGGGGAAGAUCCCGAACUGGACAGCCCCCAAGCUGACUCCUUAGAGCAGGCAGAGGCCAUAGACGAGGCCCAGGAUCUAGACCUGGAGCCGGCUGAGGCAGCUAGUGCUGCUGCAGAGAUCUCUAUGGAGGAGGAAGCAGAGGGUGAGGAGAGCCCUGACACAGCAUCUCAGCCUCAUGCCGAUACGUCACAUACCAUGCCAUAUUUUCAUCCAUCCGUGACUUGGUGGAUUCCUGGCUUAAUAACUAUUCGACUUGCAGCAUGGCAAAACAUUACUGUACUGUAUGGUGGUCAGAACAGACAACUUACAGAUGUCAUUUCAGCUUUGAAGAUGGACUCGGACAAGCAGGGCAGUGAGAAAAGCGGUUCCAUGAGCCCAGACAGCAUUGGAUCAGAGAAACGUCCAGAGGAGUUCUAUGAGCCGCAGGUCCAAGGGUUCUUUGCUGGUGAACGAGUGGUCCCAGAGAGCCCCACCAUGGAUAUGCCAUCCUUUGUACCUCCUAAUGUCCAAAACCAAGCCAAAGAACCAGUCAGAUCACUAACGCUUCAGCCGACAUAUGGAGAGCCGAUCACAGUGUCAGAAAAACAGCCAUCAGUGGAGGUGGUAGAGCUCAGCAGCAUUGGUGCUCCCUCUGAUUUCUCUGCAAUUGGAGGCAAAGCUCAAGGAGCAGAACCAACGAGAGAUGCAAGAGACCGAUCUGGCAUGUCAGCGUAUUUUGAAACAUCAGCAAUGGAGGUUGACGAGGCUCCACAGAGUAAGGGUGAGGGUUAUUAUGAGCUGAGCAGAGCUGGUGAAGAGGAAGGUGAUUCCAAGCCUGAAACUAAAAAGAGUGCAGAAGACAGUAAAGUGUUUACCGUUCCGGAUAGGAGCAGUGACUGUAGGCUUUCUCCAGGUAAACUGGCCUUAGAGCAGAGAAGUUACUCAUUGAAUAUCACUAUUGGAGCAAUGGAUCAAAGUGGCCAAGGCAAACCUAGAAACUUUUCCCCACUAGCCACAGAUAUCAUGUCCUACACAAGUGGAAGUCUAGAUGAAUCAGCAGACUACCUUCCAGUCACUACACCAUCUGCAGAUAAAGCUCCGUCCUUCCCUCCCUUGAUUUUAGAGACUGCUGCCUCUGUCACUUCAGAUUCAUCAUCUCCUCCAAGAACCACAGAACAGGUUUCAAAAUCCAGCCCUGAACCAGAGUCACCAGAAUCACCACAGCCUCUUAAGAGUGCCUACAAAAAUGGCACAGUCAUGGCGCAAGACUUGCCUGAAAUGCUUGACCUUGCUGGUACGCGUUCCAGACUGGCUUCAGAAAAUACUGAACCAGAAAUCAUACGGAGAAAGUCUUUUCAGGCUGAUGUUCUUUCCUUUACCGAUGACCCAAUGGCUGGCCUAAUUUCAGGGGAACAGAGUCCUGGGGCCAGAAAGAGUGACAGCCAGCUGGAAGAGAUGGGCUACUGUGUCUUCAGUGAAUAUUCAGGGCCAAUGCCAUCCCCUGCAGAUGUGUUCAGCCCUACAGACACUUCUGCAAAAGUCUUCACCCCCUCUGUCCUGGAGGAGAAAGUGGCAGAGCAGGCUAGAAAAUUGGCAGUCAGAGACACGUCAAUGGAGGACAAGAAUCAGCCAUCAGGCGAUGAUAACACCACUGAAGAGAAAGACCAGAUGCAGGUGGAGAGAAAAGAUUCUGCUGAUGAACAAGCCACGAAGAUUGAGGAAGAUCAGCCAAACAAACUUGAAAGUGAGACCCCAGCUGUCCAGCUGAUUGAGGCCUUUAUAACUCCAACCGUUACUGUGACUCUAGAAGAAGGCGGGAGGACAUUGAGUGAGACUGAGAGACAAGCCAGUGGAGAAGGCUCAGCAGCAUCAGAAACUGAGAUUGCUGAUUAUGAGAGGCAGAUCCGUAAAUUGGAGAUGGAGGACAGGCCUCUCAGUAUGGAGGAAGAAAGAGAACUCCAGGAGCUCAGAGAGAAGGUGAAGUUGGUCCACCAGGAGGCGUAUGAGGAAGUGGAUGCUGAAGAUGUGUAUCAGCUGACUGGUGUGGCCAAGGACCGCAUCGCCAGGCCGGUCAAAACUUCACCUGCUUCGUCUGUGGAGAGUAACAUCGAUGACGACAAGCUACUCUCUCCGGUGCUCUCACCUUCCAAGCUCAAACAAAGAGAAGUGUAUGGUUCUCCAAAAAGAACAGCUUCACCUGUGCUAGGAGUAAGCAAGGAGGACAAAGAGAAAGAAGCAUUAGAGAAGAAACUGAAGGAAGAGAAAGAGCAGGCAGAGAGGAAAAUAAAAGAGGAGAAAGAAAAGCUAGAGAGGGAACUGAAAGAGAAAGAAGAGAAAGAAAAGCUAGAGAAGGAACUAAAAGAGAAAGAGGAGAAAGAAAAGAGGGAGCAGGAACUCAAAGAUGAGGAAGAAAUGGAGAAGGCUGCAGGGGCAGCUGUGGAGACUCGUGCUGCCAUCGAAUCUGUGGUGACAGUUGAAGACGACUUUAUCACUGUGGUUCAGACCAUCGACGAAGCAGAGGAACCAGGACACAGCGUUCGCUUCUCUGCUCCACCUGAGGCAGAUGCCCUCUGUGUCGCUGGAGAGAAAGAGGAUGAAGAGGAAGAGGAGGAGUCUGUUGAGUUUGCUCAAGAAGCAGACAUAGAAGCUGCCAGUCUAGAAGAGGUGGCCGAUGUUCCUGAGACCCCCGUCUCCCCUGAGAAGGAGGCUCAACCCAUAGAGACUGAAGGAGCAACAGAAAGCUACGACAGAGAUGAAACCACAAUCGACGACUCCAUCCUGGACAGCUCCUGGGUUGACACACAAGAUGAUAUGAGUAUGGCGACCGAACGUACUGAGCCUUUGCCCAAGAUGUCCAGCCCGGUUAAAAAGCCUGCUGUGGCUCAGGUCAAGCAGACACAACAGAAGAAGACAGAGAAAAUGGAAAAGCCAGUCAAACCAAAGGCCAAAGGAGGGCGGCCAAAAGGAAGAAUCUCCACACCAGAGCGCAAACCUGUCCGUAAAGAACCUGUCUAUAUCCCAAGAGAGGAUAUCAGAAAGAAAAAAGCAGUGAUAAGGAAGACCGAGUUUACCAAGAAAACAGAGACUCAGACUCAUUCCCCAUCAAAGAGGAGCACCAUGAAACCAUCCGUCCGCCAGACCCGACCCACCCAGCACCACUCCUGUCCCAGAAGGAGAACCACAGAGAUGCUACCAGACGGUCAUCGGCCCCUCAGUGUUGCCAGACAGUCUCGCGACAGAGCAUCGCGGGGCCUCACCAUGUCAUCAUUUCAGUGCCAUUCCCAUCGUUUGCCAGUAACAAAGAUCCCCACCUUCAUAUUCAGACCGGCUCCUCCAUUUGAUAGACCUCGACCAUCCUCUUCAGAGCCGUUAGGCUCCCCCAUAUUACAGAGAUUCAUAGUGAAGGAUGGUGGGUCAUGGAGUCCUGACAAGAGAUCCUCUCUGCCGCGGCACGCCUCCAUUCUGAGUCGUCGUGCGUACCAUGACCAUGAAGAGAGUUCAACCUCCAUCACUAGUUCUGGUUCAACAGCUCCUCGUAGACCAACAUCGUUUCGCUCAGAGAUGAGGGCAGAAUAUAGGACAGGGCGAGCCCCUAGUAUGACAGUCACAGAAACAGUGCGUUCUCGCUCUGCUCGCAGUGGACACUCCACACCCCGCACUCCUGGCUCCACGGCCAUCACCCCUGGCACCCCUCCCAGCUACUCAUCAUCCUCAAGAACCCCAGGGACCCCACGCUCCAUUAGUUUGAUGUCCCAUGAGAGGAAGGUGGCCGUGGUCCGGACCCCGCCCAAGUCGCCUGCAACGACACCGAAGCAGCUUCGCAUCAUCAACCAGCCACUGCCUGACUUCAAGAACAUCAAGUCCAAGAUUGGCUCCACAGAGAAUAUCAAGUACCAGCCCAAAGGAGGACAGAUUCAUAUUUUAAACAAGAAGCUGGACUUCAGUCAUGUUCUAUCAAAAUGCAGCUCCCAGGAUAAUCUGAAGCACAGCCCACGUGGAAGAAAUGUUCUCAUCCCCAGUGUUAAGCUGGACUAUAGCCAUGUUCAGUCUAGGUGUGGGUCCUUGGACAGGCGGGGCUACGCGGCGGGAGGUGGAAACGUGCAGAUUCAGAGCAAGAAGAUUGACCUGAGCCACGUGACCUCAAAGUGUGGUUCUCUAGACAACAUCCAUCACCGGCCAGGGGGCGGUCACGUGCGUAUAGAGAGUGUGAAGUUGGACUUCAAAGACAAAGCCAUGGCCAAGGUGGGUUCCCUGGAUAAUGCUCAUCACAUUCCUGGUGGAGGCCGCUUCAUGAUUGAGAGCCACAGGUUGGCAUUCCGCGACCACGCCAAGGCACGAGUAGACCACGGAGCCGAGAUCAUCAUCCAGUCUCCAGGCCUGUCCGGCACCAUCUCACCCCACCGCCACAGGGACAGCCACCUAUCUUCCUCGGGCAGUCUCAACAUAUUGGAUUCUCCGCAGCUAGCAACCCUGGCUGAGGAUGUCACUGCAGCUCUGGCCAAGCAGGGUUUGUGAACACUGGAUCUCUGGAUUCUUCCUCUGCAUCCUGGACACCCUCACCCUGAUCCAUUCAAACUCUCCUGCCCACUCCUGCCACCCUGAGGCCAUCCUCAGCUAAACCACAGCCUCUAAACAUCCUCACAUCAAGAUCUAUCAAACUAAGUAGAGACUUGAAUUAGGAGCAAACGUACUUUGAUCCUCUUUAUUUCCUACUUUAAAUCCAAAUGUGUGCUGUUUCUGAUUCAUUCUGUUGGCCUCUCUCUUUUUGAAUGAUGUUGCAUAGAAUAGUUCAUUCUGAGCGCUGGUCCUAGAUAAAGUGUUAUACACAAAGUGGCGGCCAGGUAUUGGCUUGACUGGUCCUGGACCAGUAAUCUGAAGAAGCUACAGCCUUUUUUUCUAUUUUGAACAAGGAGUAAUGCGGCCAGCACACCAUGCAGCACAUAUUGUUCUUGCUCCGUAAACGUGCAUGGACGCCAAACCCCUAAUGAACCAAGCAUCCUUACUGCAAUUCAUUCUUGUCAUCCAAUAUUUAAUAUAUUUAACUAAUAUAUAUAGAAAUAUGUACAAAAAAUUAAAGUACCUUGCCAUCUACAUGUCCUCAAAACAUUUUAAAAGGAAAUGACAGUAUGGCUAUAAAAUAUACUUGUAAAAUUGCAUUACUGCAAGAACUAGGUAAUGUUAUGACAAGCAUGUACUGACUCUAAUCUUAAAAGAGGCUAUUUUGUAAUCUAAGAAAGGAUUUUAGUAAGUUAUUUCCUCAACUAUUGGUUAAAGAUAAAACAAGUUCAUGUUUUGUAGUUAUUAGUUGUUUACAGUGUUAUGCUUGGUGACAAUGUCAGACAGCUGAAUUGGUGUUGCUAAGGAAUGCAUCUCAGUCCUGUUGAAGAGCCUCAUACACUUGUACCUGGUCAGUAGUUCAAUAUAGACGCAAAUAAAUGCAGGAGCUCAUUCCACAAACCUUUGUCUUAUAGGAAACAGCUUCAAGUAUCUUGUCUUUACAGCUACAGAUAUUCAGUUCACAUGAACAGUGUGGACCUUCUUCUGGGGAACACAGGCUGAUGUUGUACUCAUCGGGGACUGCCUGGUGUCUGGACAGAGGAGGACUCCACGAGUGGUACUUGAGAUUAACCAGAAGACACAGCUACUCUGAAAAUCUGUCCGUGUGUGUGCGUUUGGUGCCAGAUCCAAUGCUGUUUUACGACGUACGCUUCCGUACCUGGAUGUUUUGUUGCAAUGUGCGGGAGGAGAAAGUGGAAAAAAAGUAUUUUGAAAAUCCAUUAAAAAGACAAUUCAUGAAGAAAAACAAAACGGCCGAGGGAUCUCGGAUCCUGUUCAUCUCUUAGAAAAAAAAGUGUAUGGGUGAUCUAGUUUCUUUUUCAGACACCAUUUGUGGUAUAUUCUGCCUCCUGCCUACUUACUGCCCCAACCUGAGAUUGUUUGUUUGCUUCUGUGUUUUUUCUGCAUACCCCAUCUCUGUGUGCCCCCUCCCCACCUCCUGCUCUACCCUACAGCAACUGUAAAUGUAUUUAAAAGGUCAAGUAGAUGUACGCAGUUUUUCUCUUGUUGAUAUGACACCAAUUACAAUAAUUAAUGAAAAUAAAAUAAACAAAAAGUGA